Plasmodium malariae is the source of this 783-nucleotide messenger RNA. RefSeq names its product fam-m protein. Lineage: Eukaryota; Apicomplexa; Aconoidasida; Haemosporida; Plasmodiidae. Bases 1 to 783 code for a protein of 260 amino acids. The transcript has 2 exons. The record is from RefSeq and is a predicted model, not a curated record.
AUGACACUUAUUAUGGAACGUAAAAUUAAACUAAUAUUAUUUAUUAAAAUUGCUCUGUUUAUCCUUUUAAGAUGGAUAUGUUAUUUUAACAAUGAUGCAAGUAUGUUUAAGAAAUCAUUUAAUAGGUACUUCGACCUUGAUAGAAAAACAAAUACAAAAAAUUAUCGAUUACUAGCAAAAAAUAAACGGCUUAAUAAUUCAAAUAAUUUAGAGAUAAUAUAUGAUAUAUCUAAUAAUGUAGGAUGCAAAAAAAUAAGUUUAACUAAUAAUGAAAGAGGUGAUAAAGAAAAAAAAAAACAAUCUAAUAGAUGCUUAUUAAAUAAAGCGCAAUACUAUACGGAAUAUAUUGAUUAUAGUAAUGGAAUGUUUGAUGGAAAACAUUUCCAUUUUGAAAAAAAAUGGAUUAAAAAAAAAGAUUAUGAUAAUUUUCUUGAAAAAAAAAGAAGAAUUGGUGGUAUAGCUUUAAAAAAAAUUAAAUUGAAAAAUUACGGAUUUGGAAUUGCUUUAUUUUUUAUUUUUUUUCUUAUGGGAAUAGUAUUACCAAUAAAACGGGGAUUGGAAUUGUCCGUAAAAAAUUUAGAUUCACAACGAUAUGAAACAGAUAAAGCUAUUAUAGUUUUUGUAAAAAAUAUAACAAGUUUAGAAGAAGGACAAAUCUAUCUAAUAUUAUUUGCAGUAGUUUUCAUUAUAUUAGGAAUUAUCCUUAUAAUAGCGAUUUAUAAAAUCUUAAGAAAUAAUGAAAAAUAUAAUAAAAUUAAGUUAAUGACAGAGCAAAACGAAUAA